CUUUCCCCAUCGACGACCCCGACUGCCAUGUCGGCAGCACCUGCACACCCGCAGGUGCAGGUCCACGAGCGCCAGGACAUCCACAAGUCAUGCAAGACCCUUGAAACGCUUGUCAAUGCUCUCAACGACUACUGCGAGGUCUCGGGUGCAAUGGUAACCCUUCAGAAGAAGCUGGCCAAGGCACUCAAGGAGGCGGCAGGGAUGAAGACGAUUAAUGAACCUGCUUCUAACGCUCUCGGAGCGUGUGCGAGCAUCUUCGAGGCUGUCGCGGAGAUAGAUACCAAGUUCUCCAAGUUCGCGGACAAGGAGUGUGAUUCUCUGAGCGAUGAGGUUAAGAAGUACUUCAAGAAGCUCUCGAAAGAGGAGAAGACUCAUGAUGAACGCAUGGCCAACUCCAAUGCACGAAUAAAAUCAGCAGGUCAAUCGUACGAGAAGAAGUCCAAGAAGAACGCACGUGAUGCUGCAGAGGAACACGCUCGGUAUAUCAACCUCAUCAGCACGCUGGGUCCAGAGAUGUCACAGGAGAAGUAUAAUCAUGCCAUCCACGUUACGAGACAACACGCCUCUGCUACCUAUGGUGUCGCCUCAUCUUUGGGUAGGAUCGCGGACGCCCAAUGGCUCCGUAACUGCGAAGGUCUUCGACGUUGCGCUCCAUGUGUCGGAUCCCUCGGUCAUUGGCGUUCUUACUGCGAAGCGUCAUGGGCUGGCCCUUUGCCCAACGAUUUACCUGAUGUUGAUUCACCACCUGGUCAAAUAUCUACAGAUAGGAACCAGGGUCUCGGCAUCAGAGAAUGGGGUCAAGGCGAGCAGAACAGGCUACCAGUUCCAUCAGUGACUUCGAAUAAGAGCGGUGCCUCGACGCCUGCAGAAAGCUCUGUGGGACACGGUAUGGAGCCGCCUCGCCCACCAUUCGCGUCCGAUGAUGGUCAUGGCUCCGUCAAUUCCAUCGCAUCUCUUUCGGCCUUUCCCUUCCCUCCAACCCACUUCCCUGUCCCUCUAGCAAACAAUCAAGCAGAGCUGCAACGUCGGCAAACUCAACUUAAGAAUCUGCAGAUCCCGCAACCGAAGAAACCAGGGCAAGCCGCGUAUAUCCUAUCCGAAUCCCCAAAGCCCAUCGAGUCGAUAUCUGAAUCCACGACGUUGAACAAUGGCUCCACAGCGUCUUCUGCGCGGGAGCUCCCCACAACACCAACUACUCGCUCCCAGAACGGGUCGUUCUCUCACGAGAAGGCAGGAAUGGACGGUCCUAAUAACGCUGAAGCUCCUACCUCCGAUCAGCCUGCUCCAGCCCAGGAAGAGCCUCCACGGAAGCUGGGUUCGCCGGUAUCCCCGUUCAAGCGCAAACAGAUGGUUGCGCAGAACGGUGACGAGCGUCAAGAAACGUCUCGGCCGUCGUCGUCGGCACGAGCGGAAUCUGACAUGAAGGCGAGAGACGAGGUCACGGCGGAAGAACGCGAGUUUGGUGUGCAGCGAAAGAGCACGGCGAAGGCUUUCACCGUUGCUGCCGACGCUGGUAGGAAGAACCUAGAGAGGACGGAGUCUACGACGAGUAAUGGCAGCCUUGUCGCCGCGAUGAAGAACCGUUAUAGUCGUUCGAUGGAGCCGGCGUCUGCAGCUCCCAAGGAUAUCCCGCGACUCAACCAGAGCGUGGCAAAUAUGGCCACUCGAUACCAGCCGGCGGACGAACCGACGUCGCCUCGGAAGGGUCGUCCCUUCCCCAUGGCCGAGCAACAGACUCCAACGAGUACGGGCGAGACUUCGGUGCGCUCAUGGACACGCGACCGAGACGCCGUAGAGGAGGAGCUACAACGACGCAAGCAGCAGCUCGCGCAGCUCGAGCUGCAGGAGAAAGAGUUCGAGCUCCGCCAGCGCGAGCGCGAGCUCGAACAACGAACGCGUGCGCUCGAGCAAGACCGACAGCAAUUUUUUCUCGACGGGCGGGAUGAGGGCAUAGGCGCGGACACACCAAGGGCCAACCAAUCGAACAACCCACGUUCCGUGGGUCCCUAUAGACACAGGCGCAACUCGCAGAGCACGUCCGUGCUGGUCAACAGCGGGAACAACAGCAACAAGUUCCCCGUCAUGGGUUCCGGCUCGCACUCCGCAUCGUCCUCCCAGCUCGCGCCUCCACCAAGCGACCAGGCAUCGAUGCAAUCGCACUCCCCCACGCGCUCCUCGCAGCCCCCCACACCAUCCCUCUCACCACUCGGCGGCCCCGUGAAAGACCACGCGCCGUUCUGCGGAUGCGACCUGUGCAGCGCGUCCAAGUACCAGGCUGCGAACCCGGCGCCGUCGCCGCACGACCUGCGCCCGCCGGAGCCGCCGAUCCAGCUCCGGCCCGAGAAGCCGAAGGGGUGGAUACGGCGGCUGAGCAUGCCGAGCGUGGCGGGCGCGCUGUCGAUGGACUCGAAGAAGAACGUGAGCGUGUCGAGUUUGCUGCCGAUGGAGAACGGGCGGCUGCGCAAGCGGAGCUUUGAUCAGGGGAUCAGUAAUCGCACGGUUGGGCAGAUUAAUUCGGGGCGGUGAUUCCGUGCGUGUGUGCGUGCGGUGGUGGCGACGACGCGUGAUGAUGGUUAACGACAUGGACACUCAUCUCUUUCUGACGCGGUGCGAAAGUGUUCGUGCUUUCGCCAGCGCCUGUUAAUCGGGCGCUUGUUCUUGGCUAUCUAUAAUGUUGUCUGUUGUUUCUCUUAGUGUAGUCUCUUUACCCCCUUCGGUUUGUCGUUUGCUUCUGCAGGUAUACCUCGCCCAUGCUAUUUUCUAUGGUUACCGGAUCGACGAUUUGACCUACAUCUUACGCCUUGAUACGACGUGCUUACGAUGUUCCUACCCGCGACGCCUUUUACGACCUAUUCCUAGUACACAAUACCCGAAUGUAAUCCUGAACAGUUCUAUAUCAAAAACAAGAAAAUACAAGAAAAAUACAACAAGUUACGAAGACAGCGAAAGCAUAAGUAGGUGGAUACAGAGAUUGAUCCUAGCUGGUCUAUUACAUCGUGCCUCAGCCUCAUCAUAGAACGUUUACACUUCAUUAGAGAUCGGUGAUGCCCAAGCAAAGGUGCCCGACACUGGAGUUGCAGCAGUUGCAGCGUUGAAUGUUGAGGAUUUACUUCUUUUUCUUGUUACGCUUCUUCUUGCCUCCUCCCUUCUUGGGCCCCUCGUCCUCGUCGUCCUCGUCUCUCUUCUCUGGCUUGGCCUCCUCGGCAGGCUGUUCAGGCUCCAGGGCUGGCUCUUCUGGCGCAGCUUCUGCCUCAGCUGCAGGAGGCUCAGCGGUCUCGCCCUCGCCGGCGCCCUCUCCAGCGACCUCGCCAGCACCCUCACCAGUGCCUUCGCCAGUACCCUCGCCAGCACCCUCGCCAGCAUACUUGCCAGCACCCUCGCCAGCACCUUCUGCUGCUUCGGGCCCACCCUCAGGAAGUACUGCCCCUUCGCCUCCACCCAUGUUUUCCAUCUCCCAGCCAUCCCUCUCCUGCGUUUCCCAGAUAUCGUUCUCGCCAGCGCCCUCUGCUGCUUCGGGCUCACCCUCAAGAGGAGCGGCCGCCCCCUCGCCUCCACCCAUGUUUCCCAUCUCCCAGCCGCCCCCCUCCUGCGUCUUCCAGUCAUCGUUCUCCUGCGUCUGGGCGCCCUCGUUCUCCUCCUGCGCCUCGCCAGCAUCGCCGCCGCCCGAGAAAUCGAACCCAUUGUUGUUCGCGUCUCCGGGCGAAGUCGACGGCGGCUUCUCCUCGCCGUUACCGCCAUUGAACAGAUUGCUCGCGCUCCCAAACGCGUUCGAGAUCGAGCCCCAACGGCUGUUCUUCUUCUUCUCCGCCUCCGCGGCCUGCGUCUGGGCUUGGGCCGCCUCUUUCUCCUUGGCCUUCGCGCUGCCAAAGCUGAAGCCCGAGCCGAAGGGCGAGAACCCGCCAAAGGUCGACGCGGGCACGGUGUCCGCGUCGAUGCCCCAGCCCGCCUUGUUCGUGUCGGCACCUGCACCAGGGGCGUCUGCGUCUGCGAACGUUGGAUCGGGCGGGAGGUUGGCCGUCGUGUUGAAGUCGAAGCCGCCCGGAAUAUCCCUCGGCUCGUCUGUGUGUUCUUGCUCCUCAGUCGCACCACCGAGGUCCGCCAGCGCGUCUUCUUCAGUGGCGUGUGCGUCCUCCCCGCCCCAGGCAUCCUGCUCGCCGCCCUCCAGCCACGCAUCGGGGUCCGAGAGCGGCGCACGCUCUUCGUCGAGCUGCUCCUCGUCGUGGUGCUCCUCGUGGCUCUCGUGCACCGUCUCGAGCUCGCGGUUCUCCUGCGGCGGCGUGGGCGCAUGCGCCGAUAUCGGGUCCGCAAACCUGACCUCCGCGGGCCCCCUCGAGCUUUCCCUCGAGCCGUUCGAGUUCCUGCGCGACAUCGCCGGUGCGGGUACGGGCGAGGGCGUGCCCCGCGCUCCCCAGACGGAGCCGAGGUCGUUCGCGAGCGUGCUGGAGCUCCUGCCGAUGGCCGUGUCCGCGAGAUCGAUGGGCGUCUCGAGCGCCUCCUGCGCCUCGCGCGCUUCCUGCUCUUCUCUCUCCUUGGCGGCGGCUCUCUCGGCUUCCUCUCUUUCGCGGGCCUCGCGCUCUUCGGCCUCCUUGGCCUCCUUCUCCUUCGCCGCUUUGCUCCCUUUCUUGUCCUUCUUUCCCUUUUUCUUGUCCUCCUUCUCUUUCUUCUUGGCUUCUUUCUCGUUCUCCUUUGCCUCUUUCUCGCGCUGCUUGGCCUCUGCCAGCUCUCGGGCCUCUUGUUCCGCCUCAGCCUCUUGUUCCGCCUCCGCCGCCGCUGCAGCAGCCUCGUCCGCCUCGGCUUCUGCACGAGCAGCCGCUUCUGCUUCUGCCUGAGUUUCUGCCUCCGCUGCAGCCACCGCGUCCAUCUCCGCCUGAACCCGCGCCCGCGCCGACACCUGUUCCUCCGCCUCUGCGAUAGCCUCUGCCUCUGCGAUAGCCUCUGCCUCCGCCUCUGCAGCAGCCCGCUGACGCUCCCGCACCUCCAUCCGCUCCCGCUCCCGCGCUUCCCGCUCCCGCUCCUGCCGGCGCUCACGAUCCCUCUCUUUCUCGCGCCGUCGAUCCUCCGUCGACGGUCGGGGCUCGAUCGGCGGCGUCGGCUCUGGCAUUGGCGUUGGCGUUGGUACUGGCAUCGGCGCCGCCGCCGCCGCCGCCGGCGCACCGCCAGAGGAUCUCCUUGGUGCGGGCGGAGGCGGCUGUGGCUGAGGCUGCGCGUGCGCUCGCGAGGAGCUGGUGCGUGGGCGCUCGUACGCUUGGCCGCUGCUGCUGGGCGGGGGCAUGCCGCGGUCGCGGUCGCCCGUUCCACGCGCUCGGUCGCGUUCCCGUUCACGCUCCCGAUCACGCUCACGAUCACGGUCUCGUUCCUUAUCACGGUCCCGUUCCCGAUCACGAUCGCGCUCAGAAUGCUGCCUUCCGCGCCUAUCCGCCGCGUAGUCGGCCGGCGGCGGCGGCACACCCGCCCCGGGCGCCGCAUAGAACUGGCUCGCCGAGCCCUGCCCCUGCCCCUGCCCCUUGCCCGGGCCGACGUGACCGCCUCCCUGGGCUACAUGACCGCCUCCCUGAGCAGCAGAAGCCGCACUGCGCGACGAGUGCGUCGGUGUAAUGGGCCCCGUGGCGCGCGCGACGACCUCGCGCGGGACUACCUGUCUUUCGCUUGAGCUCUGUGCCUGUGUCUGUGUUUGCGUCUGUGCCUGUGUCUGUGUUUGCGUCUGCGUCUGGACCUGCACAGACGACGUGCGCCGCGCGGAGCGCUGAGGUGCGUCCGGCGGGUCCUGGUACAGCGACUCGAGGGAGGAGCCGCGUCCGCCUGCGCCCCUGUCGCGGGCGGACGAGGACGGGGCGCGGGACGCUAUUGGCGGUGCUGGUGCUGUUGCUGUUGCUGUUGCUUGGGGAGGAGGCGGGGCCACAGAGGGCGCGCGGGACGGCGGUGCCGAGGGCGCUCGCGAGGGAGGGCCUGCUGCGUGCGCGGUCGUGUCGUCUUCCGAGUAUGUGUCGGACUCGUCGUCGUCUGCGCGGUGGCCCAUUUCGCUGUACACGAUCGAGGCUGGGCCGCUGUGGGGGCACAGUCAGAUGUCAUUGUCGUCGUCGUCGGUGUUGUAUUGUGAGGAGGCGGAAAACGCGGAAACUCACUAUCUCGUACGGCCCUAGCACGAUCCGUUAGUCUUCUUCAAUUAUAA
Molecule: messenger RNA, 6169 nt
Organism: Coniophora puteana RWD-64-598 SS2
Lineage: Eukaryota; Fungi; Basidiomycota; Agaricomycetes; Boletales; Coniophoraceae
Exons: 6
Coding region: 28-2526 (832 amino acids)
Source: RefSeq, a predicted model, not a curated record